AUGCGGCGUAAGGAUCGCAGUGUGUACGCAGAGCCCUCCCGAUCCGAAAGAAUUAGUGUCUACCGCGACUCCGAUUGCAAGGCUAUCUUCUCUGGACUUAACCACGGUCGGCUGCGCCAGCGGAAGGCUAUUGCGUCCGUCGUCCGCGAACGCGGUCUUUGGGUCCCCGGCUUUUCUACCGAACGCUUAAUUACCAUAUUACGGUCACUUCAGAAGGAUAGGAUAUUCGAGCAUUCCUCCUAUGCUUGCAGAUCUUUCCGGGAGCUCUUCCUAGACGAAGAACCCACAUCACCGGCGGCCGCCUCUGCUCCAGCCUCCGCGGCAGUUCCGGCCCAAACCGCGAUGGCUUCCAUCGGCCGGCCCCAGAAAGACCUCGUCGAAUCUCUCGAGAGGCUCUACACAACCGGGAUCUACUCAGAUCUGACGAUAUCCUUCGUUGCCAAAACCUAUCCCGUCCACCGCGCUAUUGAGUCUUCCGACGGCUCGAUCCACCUUCCAGACGACGAACCAUGCGUCGUCGAUAUGAUGAUGCAAUAUUUUUACCUCCUGGACUACCGACAAUCGCUCUACACAGACAGCCUUUUACAAUCGCCAGAGCUAGAGCCAAGCAAGGCUGAAAGCAUAACUUGUCUCCUUCUACACGCCAAGGUGUAUACAAUCGCAGAAGAAUAUGCCGUUGAUGGUCUCAAGGACCUCGCCGUAGCCAAAUUAAAGGUUGCUGCUGCACAAGCUUGGGACCCGAACGGUUUUUUAUAUGCGACUACCGAGGCCUACACCUCCACCAUCGAUACUGAUCAGGGUUUCCGGGACGUUGUUCUCGAGGCAUUCGCCGUGCAUAAGGAUCUGUUAGAUCAUGAUGAAGCCAAGACAACCAUCAAGAGCCUAGGCUCACUUCCCUAUGAUCUUCUUCUGUACUUCCAUCGGGAAGGGAAUUUCCGUUAA
Messenger RNA from Colletotrichum acutatum, 942 nucleotides. RefSeq lists its product as uncharacterized. The record is from RefSeq and is a predicted model, not a curated record. Bases 1 to 942 code for a protein of 313 amino acids. The transcript has 3 exons. NCBI's taxonomy places the organism in Eukaryota, Fungi, Ascomycota, Sordariomycetes, Glomerellales, Glomerellaceae.